AUGCUAGAUUCCCCGGAUAAGAUCCGAUUUUUCCGGGAAAGAUUCGAUUGCAUAGGCCGCGAGGGCAAUUGGUCCCACUACGUCUCGCCGCGGCUGCUGCCGUGGCCGGACGAGAUGAGCAAAUGCGACGUGGGACACUUGAAAAAGAGCACCCGUCAUGUGGCGUUUCAAGACGCGGAUCGCAUGGUGGGACAGUUUCAGGAGGUUGUGACUCAGAUAGCGGAGAUUAGUAAGAUGGGGAGAGGGGCGCCGCUGCAUUUGCUCAAUCAGUUGAGGCAGCUGAAGAGACGGAGGGACGAGCUGAUUCGCCAGUGGACUGUACGAGAUACUCUCAAGUACUUUUGGCUGGUUCCAGGAAGCAGCAUGGACGGCCAGGAUGGAGCAGCGGCAUCAGAUGGUAGUAGUACCAACGCCAGCAGCUGCGCCGGGCCUUGGGAAUGGUUCGACCCGGCAAAGUUCUGCAGAAUUCUCGACAAGCGAAGCGUGCUUAUAGUGGGUGACUCAAUAAACAUGCUUCUAGCCGACGCCAUCCGGUUCAACGUCAGACUGGGUGCCAAGGACUGGGACUCCCGGGUGCAAUGGGGUGAGCCAACAGGCUACUGCCAGCGAUACCGAAAUGCUACUAAAGAGCCCGCAGACAAGCGUUGCUGGACCCUUCAUCUCUGUGCAGACCUCGGCUUUUCCGUCCGGGUUUUCUUUGUUCGGGAUUAUUACCUCAACUCCACGGAAGCGGAGAAUGAUUUCAUGGUGGAUAAGAGUUUUGGGGAGACUUGGAUGGAUGAGAUAGCAGCGCAGGGCGUGUCGGUAGUGGUGAUGAAUCGAGGGGCUCAUUUUAUUGCAGAUGAGCAGUUUGAGCGGCAAAUGAAAUCCACUCUGCUGGCCCUCCGGAAGAGCUACCCUGAUCUGCUCAUUAUCGUUCGAAACACCCCUGCCGGCCACCCCCACUGCUGGCUGCACCGGAAGCCGCUUUCCGGGAAGCUUCUGGACCUGCCGCAUGAUGACUGGCAUUGGGACGGGUUUGCGGCGCAGAAUGAGAUUUUAAAGAAUCUGACGGAGGGCGUGGGAGGGGUGUACAUGGAUGUGAAUGCGUCGGCGGUGUGGCGGGCUGAUGGGCAUGUGGGCCGGUGGGACUGCCUCCAUUAUUGCCACCCAGGGCCAGUGGACACGUGGGUGGCACAAGACGUGCACGUCGCCCCUGAGGUGGAGGAGUGGGUGAACCCACUGUUCGCCACAACCGCGGAGGAUGAGGAGGCGGCAAAGGCUGCGGAUGCUGAGGAUGCCGGGGACCUGGAGGAGGAGGAGGAGGAGGAGGAGGAGGAGGAGGAGGAGGAGGAGGAGGAGGAGGAGGAGGAGGAGGAGGAGGAGGAGGAGGAGGAGGAGGAGGAGGACGAGGACGACGACGACGACGACGACGAUGUGGCUGACGAGGAAGAGGAGGCGGAGGGUGGGCUGGAGGAGGACGCGAACGCUAAGUGCUUGAUGGAAUCUAACAUGACCAAGCCGUAG
This is a messenger RNA of Closterium sp. NIES-65, 1506 nucleotides long. NCBI's taxonomy places the organism in Eukaryota, Viridiplantae, Streptophyta, Zygnematophyceae, Desmidiales, Closteriaceae. The record is from the annotation of a GenBank genome assembly.